AUGUCUGCCCCCGGUGAAGACACGUUUGCUGGGAAAGACGAGAUGGAGGAGAUGGACAGGUUUGGCAGCGACGAGGACGAAGGAGAAGACAUGGAGGAGGAAGGAGAGAACAGAGAGGAGGGGGAUAAGGUGUACGUUCCCGGAAUGGAGCCACUUCAGCCCGGAGAGGAGCUGGAGAUGGACCGGUCUGCGUACCGCAUGUACCAUGAAUGCCAAACAGGGGCUCCGUGUUUGAGCUUCGACAUCCUGAGAGAUGGAGAUGGGGAGGGAAGGGCAUUUCCUCUGUCCAUGCUGGUCUGUGCAGGCACACAGGCGGACACAGCUCUGAGCAACAGACUUCUUGUCAUGCGCAUGCAUAACCUCCAAGGAACAGAGAAAGAUAAAGAGGGAGAAGGCAGUGAUGAAGAAAGUGAUGAUGAAGAGGAGGAUGAGGAUAAGAAGCCACAGAUGGAGCUGGCCAUGUUGCCGCACUAUGGAAUCAUCAACCGAGUCCGAGUGACAUGUUGUGGAGAACAGCCUUUAGCUGCUGUGUGGUCAGAGAAGGGCCAGGUUGAAAUAUUUGACCUCCGACCUCAACUGGAGGCGGUCCACAAUACUGCUGCUAUGGCAGCAUUCAUUAAUCAGCACAAGGAAGCCACCGCACUCUUCAGCUUCUCUGGACACAUGACCGAAGGCUUUGCACUUGAUUGGUCACCCACAGUACCUGGUCGUCUAAUCAGCGGAGACUGCAAAAAGAACAUCCAUCUGUGGGAGCCCAGAGAGGGUGGGACUUCAUGGCAGAUUGACCAGCGACCUUUCAGCUCACACAGCAAGUCAGUGGAGGAUCUGCAGUGGUCACCUACUGAAGCUACAGUAUUUGCAUCGUGUUCAGUAGAUCAGUCUAUCCGUAUCUGGGACAUCCGUGCGCCGCCCAAUUCUAUGCUGUCAGCCAAUGAAGCGCACACAUCAGACAUCAAUGUCAUAAGCUGGAACAGGACCGAACCAUUUCUACUGUCAGGAGGGGAUGACGGGCUUCUGAAAGUAUUGGACCUGCGACAGUUUAAUACUGGGCGGCCUGUGGCAAACUUCAAGCAGCAUGGUGCUCCAAUCACAUCCGUGGAGUGGAACCCAGUGGACUCCAGUGUGUUUGCUGCCUCAGGAGCAGACGAUGUCAUCAGCCUGUGGGAUCUGUCUGUGGAGUCAUGUGAUGUGGGUGCCAGGGUUGAGGGGGUGAAGGAUUUACCCCCACAGCUACUGUUUCUGCACCAGGGUCAGUCAGAGAUCAAGGAGCUCCACUGGCACCCACAGUUACCGGGCGUGAUCGUCUCCACAGCUCUGUCGGGCUUCAACGUGUUCAGGACAAUAUCUGUAUAGUUUAUGUGAAUACACAUUAAAUGUGUGCGUGCCAUAAGCAAAAAAUCCAAAUGUUUCAUCAUUAAGGAGCUUGUAAUAUUGUAAAUAACUGGAGGUAGAUCCCUAGUAGGUCAUUUAUCAGCUAAUGUAGACACCAUAUGGACUUAUAAUUCCUAUUGAACUUUCAGUCUGUUUGUUUUACAGAUGUUUCAGCUAUUUUAGGUAUUUCCUCUUCAGUACUUGAAAUAAAAUGCUUGUUUUAUCUAGAA
Messenger RNA from Sphaeramia orbicularis (orbiculate cardinalfish), 1601 nucleotides. It is a transcript of the gene grwd1, whose product is annotated as glutamate-rich WD repeat containing 1. The record is from RefSeq and is a predicted model, not a curated record. Gene Ontology annotation, molecular function: protein binding. Gene Ontology annotation, biological process: ribosome biogenesis. NCBI's taxonomy places the organism in Eukaryota, Metazoa, Chordata, Actinopteri, Kurtiformes, Apogonidae. Gene Ontology annotation, cellular component: nucleolus.